Microthlaspi erraticum is the source of this 2472-nucleotide messenger RNA. NCBI's taxonomy places the organism in Eukaryota, Viridiplantae, Streptophyta, Magnoliopsida, Brassicales, Brassicaceae. The record is from the annotation of a GenBank genome assembly.
AUGCCGAGCAUUAGAGCUCCAGCUGCGAAGAAGACCACCACACUCACGGUCGCUGUGAAAUGUAGACCGUUGAUGGAGAAAGAACGAGGAAGAGACAUUGUUCGAGUGAAUAACUCUAAGGAGGUGAUUGUGUUGGAUCCUGACUUAUCGAAGGAUUACCUUGACCGAAUUCAGAAUCGAACCAAAGAGAAGAAGUAUUGUUUUGAUCAUGCAUUUGGCCCUGAGAGCACCAACAAGAAUGUUUAUAGGAGUAUGUCUUCUGUGAUCUCUGGGGUUGUCCAUGGACUCAAUGCUACAGUGUUUGCCUAUGGUUCCACUGGCAGCGGCAAAACAUAUACAAUGGUUGGAACUCGGAGUGAUCCUGGAUUGAUGGUUCUCAGCCUGAAUACCAUAUUUGAUAUGAUUAAGAGUGACAGCAGCUCAGAUGAGUUUGAAGUGACUUGCUCAUAUCUUGAAGUCUACAAUGAAGUUAUCUAUGAUUUGCUUGAAAAAUCCUCUGGUCAUUUGGAGCUCAGAGAGGAUCCAGAGCAAGGGAUAGUAGUUGCAGGCCUGCGAUCAAUCAAGGUCUAUUCUGCAGAUCGGAUUCUUGAGCUUCUGAACUUAGGGAACAGUAGACGAAAAACUGAGAGCACGGAGAUGAAUGGAACAUCAUCAAGAUCCCAUGCAGUUCUGGAGAUUGCAGUAAAAAGAAAGCAAAAGAAUCCAAAUCAAGUCAUGAGAGGGAAACUCGCCCUUGUAGAUCUUGCUGGCAGUGAAAGAGCAGCGGAGACGAACAAUGGAGGUCAAAAACUAAGGGAUGGAGCUAAUAUUAAUCGCUCACUCCUUGCACUAGCAAACUGCAUAAACGCUUUGGGGAAGCAACACAAAAAGGGUCUUGCUUAUGUCCCAUACAGAAACAGCAAGCUUACGCGGAUUCUUAAAGAUGGCCUGAGUGGUAACUCCCAGACGGUGAUGGUUGCAACGGUGUCACCUGCUGAUAGUCAGUAUCAUCAUACUGUGAACACAUUGAAAUAUGCUGAUAGAGCAAAAGAGAUUAAGACACACAUUCAGAAAAACAUUGGUACCAUCGACACUCAUAUGUCAGAUUACCAACGGAUGAUCGACAAUCUUCAAAGUGAGGUUUCUCAGCUGAAGAAGCAACUAGCAGAAAAGGAGUCGCAGCUAAGCAUCAAACCUUUUGAAAGAGGUGUUGAACGUGAACUCUCGUGGCUGGAUGGUUUAAGCCACCAAAUCAGUGAAAAUGUUCAGGAACGUAUCAACUUACAAAAGGCAUUAUUUGAGCUUGAGGAAACUAACCUCAGAAACCGCACCGAACUUCAGCAUCUUGAUGAUGCCAUUGCGAAACAGGCGACAGAGAAAGAUGUAGUUGAAGCUCUAAGUAGCAGACGACAAGUAAUACUUGACAAUAUCCGUGACAAUGAUGAAGCCGGCGUUAACUACCAAAGAGAAAUUGAAGAAAAUGAAAAGCAUCGUUGCAAACUCCAGGAUAUGCUUAAUGAAGCAAUAAAUAACAACGGAAACAAAACUUAUCUGCAUAUCCUCAAUCAGUAUAAGCUCCUGGGAAUGGGUAACACCGAACUACAGUUCGAAAUGGCAAUGAGGGACCAAAUUAUCUACAACCAAAGGGAAGCUCAGAGAAACCUAUGGAACUUGCUCAUGGGUUUAGGAGUCGAAGAAAAACAAGUGUUUGACCUCGCUGCAAAACAAGGAAUCACAAUCGAAGACUGGACUAUGGCAUCGUAUCCGGGACUUCCUUACCGGAAACAGCCACCGAGUUUCGUACCUGCAAACAUCCCUUUCUUGGGCCACGCAUACUCUCAAUCCUCCUGCACUUUCCAGAGCUAUAACCAGGAUUCUUCUUCUAAAGGACAACAAUGGUCUCCAGCUCCUACUUUAUGCAGAGAGGAACAUCACAGCUCUUACUACUUCAUGGGACACGAGCCACCUGCGUUUGUCAAUCUUAGGAAAAGCCAUGACGGUUGGGUUGGUGGUGGCAGACCAGCUUCACGGAUCGACACAGGAGGCAAUCAUCGUCGAGUCUCAUAUCCACAAACUGUAAAGAAUUCUUCUCCACGGAUGGUCUCUUCCCAUAUGGCUCCCAAUUUCUACCAGACUCCUCAAAGGGAAAUGUUGGUCAACACAUCGAGUCCUUAUGGUAGUCCGCGAGCUGGAAGCAUCAGCGGCGGCACCACCACCACCCCACCCGUGCAACCUUUCUAUGGAAGUCCUCGAGCCGUUGCCGUGAGAAACGGUUCAUACAACAGCCCACGCGCCGCCAUUGCAGUAUCUUCAUCAUCCAAUGGUGCAAGAAACCAGCAACGAGUGUAUGGAACAAGCCCGCUUUCAGGAACCAAUGGCGUCAAGAACUCGUCUUACGGACAGAACAGCCACACCAAGUUGUACAGAGGAGCAGGAGGAGGAGGCAGUAAAGGUCACAGUAAAGGAAACAAAACUCAACGUCAACACCAAUGA